GUACACCUUUUUGAGACUGAGUCGAGACGUAUAGCGUCAGAUGGAAAUCAGUUAUAAGUGAAUUGCCGUGAUGAGUGCUUAGAAACCUGUCUUUCGUAUUAGUUGUUUUUUUUAUUCUCUCUGGAUUUGGUUAUUUCUAUAUAUACGAUCAAUUGCGAACGUGCAGUGCUGUCGUUCGCCUGUAUGGUGUGUGCCGUGUGUGUUUUGAUCAUUUUCGAACUAACUUUUGCUUCGCGCGAACCGAUCAAUUUUCAACCACUAUGAAGCAAUGUAGUUGACCAGUUCUCAAUAAAAAAAAAAUUCGUUCGAGUUUAUUUUAUUUUCCAUUAAUACGAAAAUCAAACAGAAUAAAGUUAAAUAAAGAAAUAAAAAACACAAAAAAAAAUUACAAGGGAAAAAAGACGACAGCAGCCGAACAACACACAUUGCAGGAAUUUCCAUUGAAAAAUAAUAAUAAUAACGAGAGGGAGAGAGAGAGAGAGAAGAGAGAAAAAAACAACACACAAAAUAGAAGAGUUAUAAUAUAAACGAGUUCAGUUUAUAUCAUCUCGCAUAUAGCUACGAUUAUAUCGUUCAUCCUCACACAUCAAAUGUGUAUGCAUGGUGUUCUGUCGAAAAGCGACUUCAAUAUAGACAACAUAGUAAACAAUUUUUAUGAUCGAAUAUUUAGAGCGGAGGUGAGUGCGAGAGAGCAACAGAAGCAGAAGCAAAACAGCAAUAAAACAACACAGCAAUACAACACCAACCAAGUUAAAAUUUAGGGCAGAAAGCUGUAGUCAUCAUGAGUGCAAUUUAUGAAUUAGUUAUUUUGUUGGCAAUUUUAGCGACGAUCGUUGAAUCAAAAGAUGAAGGUGCUCACAAAGUAUACUGUUCGGAAGAUUUGAUGAAAGUCGACAUUGAAUUGUUGACCGAUAAUAUCAAUCCAUCAGAUGUAUAUUUAGAAGGUUUAAAAGGAUAUCCAAAUCCAAGAUGUCAACCAACAAUCAAAGAUCGUGUAGCCCAAUUUCAAUUGCCGCUGCGUGAUUUUUAUGAAUGUGGUGUUACGCGAGUUUUUAACAAAAACAACGGAAAGAAAGUGUUCUAUCACAAAGUGAUAAUUGAAACACUGCGAAGAAAAGACUUCGUUAGCUUUAAAUGCAUUAUAUCAGUGCCGUACAAUUUGACAAAUACACCGCACAACAUAACGAGACGUGAUGUGUUGCCGGUCGGUUUCGAAGAGCCAAUUGAAUUGGAUAUUACGGAAAAGCAUGAUUUCUAUGCACCGGAACCAGUAUUGGGUGUUGGUGUGCGACAAGGUGAUGAACUGGUUGAUGGUGAAUUAAAUGUAAGUCCGGGCACACCGCUCUCCAUGGAAAUCUAUUUGGAUAAAAAAUCGGCGCCAGUCUAUGGUCUUGGCGUAACAUACAUGCAAGUGACUGACACUAAAACGCAAGAGGAAACCAUCAUUUUUAAUGGUUGUUCUGUGGAUCCAUUCUUGUUUGAAAAUUUUAAUACAGUCGAUGGUGAUUUUCUGACAGCCAAAUUCCGUGCAUUCAAAUUUCCCGAUUCGACAUAUGUACAAUUUCGUGCAUCGGUUAAUGCGUGCAUUGAUAAAUGUAAAGGUAUUCAAUGCAGCAACGGACAAAUUGGAUACGGACGACGAAAGCGAGAAAUUGCACAAUCGGCCGAGCUUGAAUAUUCAAUUCCAUUUAUUAUACGAGUUGUUGGCGAACCAGUGAGCAAAGAUAUUGGUAAAGAGUUGGAUUAUAAGUUGGAACAAUUGAAAGUGAUAAAUCAAAAAUUACUUCGUAAUAGUCGCGGAAGUCUAUUACAUAGUGGUGUGCCUAGUGAUGGAUCAACGCUGAUACGUCGAUCGAGCUCUGAUGACAUGCCAAUGGAAAUAUCGGCUCGUGUCACAAAUUCAGCAUCUAAAUCAAUUACAUUCCAUACGGUGGUGGCGAUUGUGUGCACCCUUGUUUUUACCUUCGCCCAACAACGAUAUUGAAAUGUCUUUGCUAAUACGAAAAACAAAAAGAAGAACGAAUUCCCUCCCCCUAGUAACCAAUUAAAUUGCAGCCCAUGAUACAUAUUUUUUUUGUUUUAUAAUUGACAUUUAUAAUCUAGUAUAUCUUUUUAAAAGUCAUAGAUUUUAAGUAUAGAUGUUGAAAACGAAACUAAUUGAAUAAAUUGUCCUAACCGUAAAAUAGUAACAAAUAAGUAAA
This is a messenger RNA of Contarinia nasturtii (swede midge), 2201 nucleotides long. RefSeq lists its product as uncharacterized. Lineage: Eukaryota; Metazoa; Arthropoda; Insecta; Diptera; Cecidomyiidae. The record is from RefSeq and is a predicted model, not a curated record. The coding region runs from base 782 to 1984 and encodes 400 amino acids. The transcript is spliced from 7 exons.